UGGCGGAAAGAGGUGGAGACGAUGAGACGGAGGAGGAAAUUAUUGAUGAACAAUCGAACACAGGAAAUGACAGUGCGCAAACAUGCAAUAAACAGUUGACUGAAUGUAGUUUACAAUCAGAAAUGCCGCUAGAUAAACAACACUCAAACGAUAAGAGAGAUGAAUCGCCACAGUCUGGACAGAGAAACACGGAAGAGAAACUGUGUGGUUGGCUGAUUUAUAGAAGUAGAGGUCUUAAAGCCUCCAAACAACGAUGGUUUCAGCUGGGGGAGGAAAACUGCAAACUUUACUAUUACAGACAUGAGCUUGAUCUUGUUCCUAUUGGUGAAAUAACAAUUGCCACUGCUACAUUUGACUUCGAUGCAAGAAAUGUAGAUAAACCAGGACAGUUCCAAAUUAAAUCAGAUGGUAAGGACUACGUGUUGGAUGCAGGAAAUCGACAGAAAAUGUUCUACUGGCUUCAGGCCCUCCAAACAAAAAGACGAGAAUUCAAUCUUACAAGAGUAACUGUCUCCAGGGAUAAACUAGGGCAUUCCUCUAGGAAGCAAACCACCAUCAUUGGGGGCCUAUUGUCCAACUGUGCAGGGUCGUCCGGAUCUGUCAACCAGCCAAUCUCCGACAUUGUCAGUGACCUUCCAGAGAUUUUUGUGCCAGAACCGGACAUGGGAAGUUCUAGCAGCCUGAGUUCCCAACAUGGGGCCUCUACAACAAACGCCAAGCCCCCGCUUAUGUCCAUCAAUAGCUUUAAACAGACAUGGCAGAGUCUAAAACUGCCAGCACGUCUUACCAAAGAAAGUCAGUCACAGGAAAGUAACAGCAACUUCUACUGUGAUUUAAGACCAUCUGGAGGAUGUAUGUUACUUAGCGAGUCUACUUCUAGCCUUGAUUCCACCGAUAGCCUUCCAGCCAGUGAUGCUAGUCAUGUUGAUAUAGUGCCGGGGGAAAAACUGCGCUCUUUUUCAAAUUUGUCUCAGACUGUGGAUGAUAAUAUUUUGGAUUCAAAGGAAAAUACCCUUACCAGUGAAAGUUUAAAUGCUAACAGAGCCCUGAGUUUUGGAAAUUCCUGGGUAAUAUUUACCAAACAGGACUUAGAUGACAUUCAACAAGCAGGUCAGAUUCGCGACCAUGCCCUAAGAAGCUCAAAUCUGUUGAGCAAUGUGCAUUCUAAAUCUGAGGGAGAAUUACUAAAUCAGUACGGGGAAGGUGAGUCAAGGACACGUACAGGGUCAGGAGCUGUCAGGGGUAAACUAGGUCAAAGACAAACUGUUUUGGACAAUGGGAAAGAAACUGGGUCAAAAUGGGUCAAAGGGCAUCAAGUUCAAGGUCACAUUGAAGUCAAUGUGAGGAAAGACUCAGGGCAUGGAAAGGUCAGGGGUCAGCAAGGUCAAGGUCAAUCUGGUGUAGAUGCUGGGAAAGCGUCCAGAAUAAUAAACACAUUUUCCAAUCUGAAGAAAAAGAAGUUUGGACGUAGGCAAAUGUCUGUACCAAACAGUAUAAAGCCACAGGUGGGGAGUGUAGGACAGGGUACAGAAGGCACCCAGAAAGAUGUAGGAGACCUCCAGGAGGAACUGAAUGCCAACAGAGAGAUUAUCUCCCUCUUACAGAACCGCCUUGAGCAAAUAACCAAGAAACAGGAGGCAAGGGAAGGAAUCAGCAAUGCGAGCGAUGAUGAGAAGACAACCAUGUUGCUGGAGCGAGAUGGUCAGAUACAGGAGUUACAACAGGAACUGGAACAGGCCAACCAGAAGUGUCGGGACCUUGAAAGGAAAUUGAGAAUUGCCGAUGAAGAGCUGAAGGCCAGCCAUGACCAGGUGACAAUGUACGAUGACAUGUUGAAGGCAAAGGAGGAAAGCCUUGUGGCAAUUCGUAGUCAACUGGAGAGGGACCGAAAUGCGUCGAUUGGUAGUGGGGACCAGCCGGACGUCAUCCAGUCCUUGACCACUCCUGACUCCACUCACUCACUGGAUAAGGUGGAAAUGCGGGACAUUGAGAGAUAUAAGGACAUGUGUCAAGGCUACGAGUUGCAGCACAAGUUCCUAACCAAGGAAAUCCUGGAGCUGAAUGACCUUCGUCAGGACGACCUUGCCAGGGAGAAAACACUUACAAUGAAUUACGCGAAACUGGAGGCGAAAUACUACCAGAUUAUGAGCAAGUACCUUGUGCUAUUGAAACAGCAGAAAGAACAAAGCCCCGUCAGAGAUGGUGAGGGUGGUCAGGAGGUGGUCAGUCAGCUUCUACACGACGCUCUGGAGGUGGACACAGAUGAUCUAGAACUCAGGCUCACUGGCAGUGUAGAUGAGUAUGAUCGAUACGGCUUUUCCCGGCGCCACAACAUGGAGGAGACAGAGGAGGAAACAGAUAUGGAUCCACUCAUUAACAAGGCUGCAGCCUUCGAGAGACAGUCAGAGUAUCUCAACACAAAAGUUGAAUAUGCAGACAGGGAUGCGUCACAUCAGGUUAAGUGGGAGAAUUUUAUGGUAGGUCGGGGCGGGAAACUGCAGCGGUGCCAGGAGCUUAAAACCCUCAUUAGGCAGGGUGUGCCCCACGAGUACAGGGAGGAGGUCUGGAAGGGCUGCAUCCAUUACUGUGUGGGUGAAUUCCGGGAACAACAAGGGGAUGGGUACUACCAAAGUUUGCUCCAGAUGAAGGCAACAUCCAGCAUGACAGACCCAGCCAUAAAACAGAUUGAGUUGGACCUAUUGCGCACCCUACCAGACAACCGCCACUAUGAGACGAUCGAGUCUGAGGGAAUCCUGAAGCUCAGACGAGUGUUGUUGGCCUUCAGUGAACAUGACAGUCAGAUUGGAUACUGCCAGGGUUUGAACCGGCUAGCAGCCAUUGCUCUGCUGUUUUUGAGUGAGGAGGAUGCAUUCUGGUGCUUGGUGGCGAUCGUGGAUCAUUUGUUACCCCAGGAGUACUUCAGCACAACACUCAUGGCUGCACAGGCAGACCAGCGUGUAUUAAAGGACCUUGUACGGGAGAAAUUACCGAUGGUUCACCAGAAGCUAGAGGCACACAAGGUCGACCUGUCCCUUUUCACAUUCAACUGGUUCCUGACAGUGUUUGUGGACAACAUUCCCACUGAGAUGUUUCUCCGCAUCUGGGACUCAUUUCUCUACGAGGGCAGCAAGGUGUUGUUCCGAUUUGCCACAGCAUUCCUCAAAAAAGCUGAGCCUGAUAUUCUAAAGGCAAAAGAUGGUCUUGAUUUAAACAGACUUCUUCGAUCCAUUGGCAACAGAAUGUCUAAUGUCAAACAGAUCUCUGAGUACGCCUUCAACUGGAUCAACCCAUUUCCAAUGAAGUUUCUGGCUAACAAGCGUGUCCAGCAUAACCAAGAUAUUCAGGUUGAGCUGGCAGAGUUGGACAAGAUCAGACAUGGAAUCAUGAUAGACCGGGCAAAUAAACAACAACAACAAGAUGAUGACUGCAGCGACGAGGACUAAUCAGACUUGGAAUUGGGAUGGACAAACAAAUAAACAACAGCAACAAGACGAUGACUAUAGCGGCGAUGACUGAUCAGACUUGAAAUCAAUAUGGACGGGGCAAACUAACAACAGCAACAAGAUGAUGACAUCAGCUACAAGACUGAUUUAACCAUGACAUUGCCAAUAAAACUUGCCUUUUUCCUAUCUUUCGGAAGGUGUCAUUUUUUAUGCAAUGAGUAUGCAAUGCAUACUAAUCAUGGAGUAGGCUUGUGUGUAAGUUAUAAAAGUGUAACAGUGGACUAAUAAACUGAUAUUCACCAUUUUCACCAUUUUUGAACCAAAGAAUGAAAGGCUUUUCACAGACUUAUUGAAGGGUGCCAUAAGAAUUGAAAUAUGUCCCUAGCAGGUUAGCUUAAAAAAAAUAUUGAAAGGAAACUUUUUAAGCUCUGUUUUGGUUUUUAGCUCGACUAUUCGAAGAAUAAGGAGGACUAUACUGCUCGCCCCGGCGUCGGCGUCGCCGACGGCGUCCAAUUAAAGUUUUAGGGCAAGUUGGGAUUUUCACUUAUAAGUCCAAUACCCUUCCUUCAAUUGACUUAAUACUUCACAUAGUUGUUAAGGGCCAUAACAGAAUGAGAUAACUCCAUAUUAUCCUUUAUACAAAUUAUGGCCCCUGAUUGACUAUGGAACUUAGGUUAAAGUUUUAGGGCAGGUUGGGAUAUUUAUUAAUAACUUCUAUACCCUUCCUUCAAUUUACUUAAUACUUCACAGAGAUGUUCAGGACCAUCACACAAUGAGGUUACAUAACUCCAUAUUAUCCUUUAUACAAGUUAUGGCCCCUGAUUGACUUUGGUUAAAGUUUGAGGGCAGGUUAAAGUUUUAGGGCAGGUUGGGAUAUUUAUUGAUAACUUCUAUACCCUUCAUUCAAUUGACUUUAUACUUCACACAAUUGUUCAGGACCUUCACAAAAUGUGGUUACAUAAAUCCAUAUUAUCCUUAAUACAAGUUAUGGCCCCUGAUUGACUUAGGUUAAAGUUUAAGGGCAGGUUAAAGUUUUAGGGCAAGUUUUAAUAAAAACAAACUUAUAUACCCUUAAUUCAAUGCACUUAAUACUACGCAGAAUUAUUGACGACCAUCUUACAACAAAGAACAUAACUCCAUUUUAAACCUACAUAUAAAUUAUGGCUCUUGAUUGUUUUUAUUUUUAGCUUAACUAUUCGAAGAAUAAGAAGAGCUAUACUACUCACCCAAGCGUCGGCGUUGGCGGUGUCGGCGUUGGCGGCGUCGGCGUCACACCUUGGUUAAGGUUUUGCAUGUAAGCACCUUUAAGUCAUUAUCUCAGCAAAUACAUAAUGUAUUGCAUUGAAACUUUAGAUAUGUAUUCCCAACUAUCAAACCUACUUAAUUAAUGAAGUUUAUUAUUUGACUUAGAAUUCUGGUUAAGGUUUUGCAUGUAAGCACAUUUAGGUUAAUAUCUCAGCAACUACUUGAUGUAUUGCAUUAAGACUUUAUACAGUGGUACUCAACCAUACAACCUACUAAAUUAACCAAGUUAGAUAACUCUAAUUUGCAUCUAAUGCAAAUAAUUGCCCUUUAUUAUUCGACUUAUAAAUUCUGGUUAAGAUUUUGCGUGCAAGCACACUUAGGUUAAUAUCUCAGCAACAAUUUGAUGUAUUUCAUUAAGACUUUAUACAAUGGUAUUCAACCAUCCAACCUACUAAAUUAAGAAAGUUAGAUAACUCUAGUUUGAAUUUAAUGCAAAUAAUUUGCCUUUAAUAUUUGACUUAGAAAUUCUGGUUAAGGUUUUGCAUGUAAUCACAUAUAGUUAAUAUCUCAGCAACUACUUGAUGUAUUGCAUUGAAACUUUAUACAGUGGUACUCAACCAUCCAAUCUAGUUAAAUAACCAAGUAAGAUAACUCUAGUUUGCAUUUAAUUCAAAUUAUGUCCCUUUUUUAUUAGACAAAGAAAUUUAAAUACAUCAUGUAUUGCAUUGAAACUUUAUACACAGGCUCCCAACCAUUCAACCUUCUUAAUUAAUCAGGAAAGAUAACUCUAUCUUGCAUAUUAUAUAAUUUUUACCCCUUUAUUAUGGGACUUAGAAAUUCUGGUUAAGGUUUUGCAUGUAUGGUUACAUAGGUUAAUAUCUCAGCAACUACUUCAUGUAUUGCAUUGAGACUUUAUACAAUGGUACUCAACCACCCAACCUACUUGAAUAAUCAAGUUAGAUAACUGUAUUUUGCAAAUAAUGGCCCUUUAUUAUCGGACUUAGAAAUUCUGGUUAAAAUUUUGCAUGUAACAACAUUUAUGUUAAUAUCUUGGCAUGAUGUAUUGCAUUGGAAUCUAAUCUUAUUUUACAGUGAUCCAUGUUUCGCCGAAACGUUUCAAUCCUUACACUGAAAAGCGGAGGAAUAGUCGAGCGUACUGUCUCUGUGACAGCUGUUGUUAUUUUUCUUUUAAUUUCUUUUGAAAGGCACAUUUUUAUAUUCUUAACCGCAUUUUCAUAUUGAAUGACUUGCUUCAUUGUUGGGGUGGGCUGGUGGGAGGGAAGCGUCAAAGUCACCUUAUGUAUCGAAUAAUUUUAGCUUUUUAGCUAGGCUUGACAUAAAGAGACCAAACUUGGUAAAUAUGAAGAGUUUAUAGAGACCUUUUAUUGGAAUGCAUUUGAGGCCCCUAGGAUCAAGGUCAAGGUUACUAUUUAUAGAAAAAGGGUUGGUAAUUAAUAACUUAAGUAAGUGUCUACAUAUUGUGACCAAACUUGGUAUAUAGGAAGAGUUAACAGAGACCUUUCCUGAGAUUGUGUUUUGGGCCCCGAGAGUUAUGGUCAAGGUCAAGGUCACUGUUGCUAAAAAUAGAAAUAUGGUUAGAACUGAAUAACUCAAGUAAGGGUUGACAUAGUGUGACCAAACUUGGCAUAAAGGUCAAGUUUAUGCAGAGCUUUCAUGGAUUGCCUUUUGGCCCCCUAGUGUCAAGAGUUUAUGGAUGACUUCCAUGGGAUUGUGUUUGGGGCCCUUAGGAUCAAGGUUACUGUUACAAAAAAUAAAAGAAAGCAGUUGAAACUGAAUCUCUUCUGCCAAUCAUUAAAAACCUGGUUUUGUCACAUCUCGAUUCUUGUUCACUUUUUAAUUUGAUUGGUUUAUUGCCUUUGACAGGCACAUAAUACAUCGUUAUUGUAUUCACUUCUAAGUCAAAGCGGCGUAGUCGAGCGCGCUGUCUUAUGACAGCUCUUGUUGUUAAUCUGUUUAAUUAUAGCAUGUAUGUAAUGUAGCAAUCAGAUUUAUAUGUUGAAUAAAAUUUGCCUAAUCUUACAUGAUGUGGUGCCAUACAAAUGCCUUAAAAUGUUCACUGUGAUAUUAUUGUCUUUGCUUGCCAUUUAUAAGACAUGUUCUUGUUUUUAAAUUGAUCUACUUAGUGGUUUUUUUCCAGAAACUUGAAUUAAGACUUUAUUGUAUUUUUAGAGCUUUAAUUUGUACAUAUGUCUUUAUGUAGAACGGCAUUUCAUUUAUUAUUUCAGCAUUUUGAUUUUGUAUGUAUACCUGUGCAAGUACCCUAUUGUUCAAUUGUCGAAAGGAUUCUUUGAGCCAGUAGGCCCCAAUAUCUUCAGUCCCUUAUAGCAGGAUCAAACAAAGCUCACUAUUUUUGUUUUGGUGUAAGUUAUGUUUUGGUAAACUUCUAUGCCCCAGGGUCCUGUUUCAAUAAAGAUCGUAAGGCUUUACAUCCUAACUUUCUAGUCAUAACUCCGUUUUGAGCAUACCUGUGUUGCAAUAAAAAUAUUUUUUAGGACAUUUAUGGCUUGGACUCUGCCUGUAUCUUUAUAGGUUUUACAGAGAACUCUCAAGCAGCGUUAUGUUUAUGACCAUUUUUGAAAUGGGCCCAAGUCUGAAAAAGAUCAAAAGGCUUAAUAUUGUAAAUUUCCUGAUGUAACCUUGUCUUUGGAGUAAAAUGCAUUUCAAUAAAACUAUGUAAAAGAACAUGUAUCACAAAGAUUCUGCCUGUAGCUUUGUGAGUGUACCUUAGCACUCUUAAACAGUAUAAGGUGUGAAACUGAGUCCUGAGACGUUUAAUGUAAUUUUCUUUACAAUAUUCAAGAUGUUUAGCUAUUUUUUUAUUUUGAGAAUUUUUGAGAAAUUGGCACCAGGUGUCGUUGUCUGUGUACCUGUCAUCAAAAAAGAUGGUCAUCACCUUAAAAACAUGAAGAUAUGUAGUGUGUAGUAAGUCUGAUAAGUCCAACUGAAAUAUUUGUUAAGUUAUGUCCCUUUGAUUAAAAAACAACAACAGAUGUUCUGUUUCAACUGAUAAUGGACACUGAGGUAAGUGUAUAAAGUCAUGAUCAAGAUUUUUUUUUUAAAGGAUUUUUUCAUUUUGUUAACUUUAUUUUGCCAUACAUUAUUACAUGUAUGUGUUUAAAUGUUCAUGAGUGUAAGGAGUUUUCAGUGCAGUUUAUAUGUGAAUAAAAUACCUGUUUAUUAUUAUCAUUAUUAUAAUUAUUAUUAUUAUUAUUAUUUUUAUUAUUAGUAUUAUUAGUAUUAGUAUUUUUAUCUUUAUUUAGAUAUGUAAACUUUUUGACAAUUAGUUCAUGUUGUUCAGCCUUGCCAUUAUUUCUCAAAAAAUCUAAAGCUUAGUUGUUUUGUUUCAUUUAGCCAAAUUAGUUAAACUAGCUAGAUUUUACCACAUUAAAAACAGUCUAUCUUGUCUUUAAUUAAACUCGUUGUAAAUGUCUGAAAUCGCAUUGAAAGGAGGAGAUUAUACAAUCUUUGAUUCUGUUAUAAAUGAUUUAAGUUUGUAGGAGAGAUUGAGGCCAGGACCAUAUUUGAUAUUCAUCUUAGAUUGGUCCUAACAUAGGAUUAAAGUAUGAGUGUUUUCAUUGACCAAUUAUUCUAAAAGUUUAAUAAAAAACGUCAGAUUUCACCUUCGUCCUGAUGAUUGUUGAAUACGCCCCCAGGUGGACUAUCACUUGCAUCUGUCAUUUUAAUUGUAGAUAUUUGUGUCAUAAUCCAGUCAUUUCAGAUAGAUAUGCUUAACACCAAAUGUAAAUGUGCAAUUUAUAUUGGAAUUAAAUGUUAAACGGCAGUUUGAAUACAUAUCUUUAUGAAAUGGGUUUUUGAAAUCACAAAUCUCAAAACGUUUAACUCUAAUUCAGUAUUUACAUUAAUUUUCUCUUCUCUCUUAAAUGAUAAGAUCAGGGUGAGGUUUUUCCUGAAUUUGUUGAUUAAUAAAACGAUGGCUACUGCUUAAAAAGUUCCAGUAAUAAUGCGAUAUUUGUCCUGGAAUGUUUUGUUUUCUUUCACCAACUAAUGAUGGUAUUGUUAUAACAUAAAGGGUAAAAAAUAGAGGCAUGUGUCAUUUUAUUAUUAUUAUUAUUAUUAUUAUUAUUAUUAUUAUUAUUAUUAUUUUGAUGAUGAUGAUGAUGAUGAUGAUGAUGAUGAUAAUGAUGAUGAUGAUUUUUGUUGUUAUUAUAAUUAAAUGUAUUUUAACUUUGCAUGUUGAUAAUGUUGUUGAUUAUGUCGAUUAUGGUGCUACAGUAUUUGAUAUUUUGUUAAUAUGUUGACGUUUAUUUUUGUGUGUGUUAAGUACAAUAUUUUCUACAAAUGAAGUUAUUGUGUAAUAUAUUAUCAUUCCAUUAAAUCCAUUGUGUUAAAUGAACUUUAAUUGUUAUUAUGAUGUGCAAUAAAUUUGUUUCUUAUA
This is a messenger RNA of Mya arenaria, 9105 nucleotides long. Its product is annotated as TBC1 domain family member 2B-like. NCBI's taxonomy places the organism in Eukaryota, Metazoa, Mollusca, Bivalvia, Myida, Myidae. The coding region runs from base 123 to 3443 and encodes 1106 amino acids. The transcript is spliced from 20 exons. The record is from RefSeq and is a predicted model, not a curated record.